Tarenaya hassleriana is the source of this 956-nucleotide messenger RNA. RefSeq names its product transcription factor WER-like. Gene Ontology annotation, molecular function: RNA polymerase II cis-regulatory region sequence-specific DNA binding; DNA-binding transcription factor activity, RNA polymerase II-specific. The coding region runs from base 95 to 916 and encodes 273 amino acids. The transcript has 2 exons. Gene Ontology annotation, biological process: regulation of DNA-templated transcription. NCBI's taxonomy places the organism in Eukaryota, Viridiplantae, Streptophyta, Magnoliopsida, Brassicales, Cleomaceae. Gene Ontology annotation, cellular component: nucleus. The record is from RefSeq and is a predicted model, not a curated record.
CCGAGUAAAACUCUGAAAUCAGUUCGGUCGGUCGGUCCACUUGACAUCUGUAUUGGAUUCCUUACAUACAUAUAGAGAGUAGUUUGAAAUUUCAAUGGAAAUCUCUGAAACAAGCAACGAUAGUUUUGAGAGUGCUCAAACUUGCCAAAGAGGUCACUGGAGACCGGCCGAAGACGAAAAGCUCCGGUUUCUUGUGGAGAAAUAUGGCCCCAAGAACUGGAAUUUCAUCGCUCAGCAUCUCCAGGGCCGGUCUGGGAAAAGCUGUAGGUUGAGAUGGUACAACCAGCUCGAUCCGAACAUCAACAAGAAACCCUUCACGGAGGAAGAAGAGGAGAGAUUGCUGAAGAUGCAUCGGACUCAAGGGAAUCGUUGGGCAUCCAUCGCAAGAUUGUUCCCCGGAAGGACGGAUAAUGCGGUCAAGAACCAUUUCCACGUGAUUAUGGCCAGGCGAAAACGCGAUCGUUUCUCCUCUCUCGCCUCCUCCUCAGCUAGUUUCAAGCGGAAUUGGCAAGGCAUCGCCACGACCUCUACUAGCCAUGGCUUCCUCCCUAGGGUCGACAGCUCGAACUUUGGACUAUGGAGAUCGCAAGACGUCAAGAAACAUGAGACGUGGCCUGGUUCUUGGACGUAUAAUGGAUCUACUGUCACUUCUGGUUCAUCAUUCUUCGAUGGCUUUGGAGCGAGGAGGUGUUAUAGUCCUAAUUUUUCUGUUUUGGCACCGAGGGAUUGUCAUAUUGGAUCGACUAAUUCGGUCUCCGAUUGCGGCCAUGGAAGUCAAGAAGAGACGUUUCGUGUGACCGAGAGUACAAAUCGUCACGGAGAAGCUCAUGGAAAGAUUGCAGAACAUGUUGAUGAUCAUGAUGAGGAGGGGAAGAACAAUGUCGCUUUCAUUGAUUUUCUUGGCGUUGGAUUAUAGUUUCUUAGGUUCGAAUAUCAUCACUCAAUUUCAUCAAGGA